Molecule: messenger RNA, 1440 nt
Organism: Empidonax traillii (willow flycatcher)
Lineage: Eukaryota; Metazoa; Chordata; Aves; Passeriformes; Tyrannidae
Gene: DTNBP1
Product: dystrobrevin binding protein 1
Exons: 5
Coding region: 1-723 (240 amino acids)
Biological process (GO): negative regulation of protein kinase activity; anterograde synaptic vesicle transport; platelet dense granule organization
Cellular component (GO): plasma membrane; neuron projection; cytoplasm
Source: RefSeq, a predicted model, not a curated record
AUGUCAGUAUUUCUUAUAGCCCAGCUAGAGGCAAACUUUGAGGAAAUGGAGAAUCAUCUGUUGUGUCUUGAGGACCUAUGUGAGCAGUGUGAGUUGGAAAGAUACAAGUGUGUGCAGACAUUGCAGCUGGAAAACUACAAGAAAACAAAAAGGAAGGAACUGGAGACCUUCAAAGCUGAACUAGAUGCUGAACAUGCACAGAAGGUUUUGGACAUGGAGCACACCCAGCAGAUGAAGCUAAAGGAACGCCAGAAGUUCUUUGAAGAAGCCUUCCAGCAGGACAUGGAGCAAUACCUUUCUACGGGAUACCUGCAGAUAGCAGAGAGGCGAGAACCGAUUGGGAGUAUGUCUUCCAUGGAAGUGAAUGUGGACAUGCUGGAACAGAUGGACCUAAUGGACAUGUCUGACCAAGAAGCACUUGAUGUCUUCUUAAACUCAGGAGGCGAAGACAACAAUAUGCUUUCUCCCAUGCUGGGGCCUGACACCAACACCUACGUGAAUGAGAUAAGUCUUCAGGUCCCGAGCCAGUCUGAGUUACGACAAAAACUGUCUUCGCUGUCCUCAACCUGCACUGAUUCUGCCAGCCAAGAUGCAAGUGAAGGAGAGUCUCCAGUUGUUCAGUCUGACGAAGAGGAAGUUCAAGUGGACACUGCCCUUGCUGCUGUAACUGAAAGAAAGUGUGCUUCAGAUGCUAGUGAUGAAAGUGACUCUCAAACUAUUUGAAUCUUAAAACCAUAUCCUUUAAGAAUGACUUCUGAAUGAAUGAACAAGUGAAUGAAGAGCUUGCCUGUGUAACAAUUUGCUAACUGAGCAUAACAGCCAGAUCUUUUUACUUAGUAAAAACUGCCUUUUUACAAAAUUGCCAGUCAUAUGGAGGUUGGUUUUUAAAGAAAAAAAAAAUACGCCUAAAGCACACACACUUUAACAGUAGUCUUGGGGCUCAGGGGAGCAGUAAAACUGUUGUAUAUACUAUGUAUAAGAGAAUUAAAGGGGAAAGAUAGACGUUACUUUGACCACUAACCUUUAAAUGGCUGAUUGGAAAUACUUAAAGAGUUGAUGUGUAACACUGAACCCAAAUUGUUCCUUGCAUGUUUUCAGCUGCUGCAACUGAAGAUUUAGGAUCCAAACCAAAAUGAAAAGUUAUUUUCUACUCUUUACUACCUACUGUCUGCCUCCUGCCUUUGUCUACGAAUGCAGCAGUGUUUACUGUUCUCACACUUCUUAUUCAGGACCAACUUAGUUAUUGUAGGUGUUAAGGAAAAAAUAAGAACCUGAAAAGGAGGAGAGAUGCAUACUGAAAUGUUACACUCCUUGUGGAGCAGGUAUCUUAGCAUUGUGUAAACUCCUCUUUCGAGAUAAAAUAAAGUAUUUCUAUCCCAACCAUGUCUUUUACUUGACUACCCAAGUAUUUUAUCCAUGACAGUAUACAGAGGAGCCUAA